Molecule: messenger RNA, 1005 nt
Organism: Lepus europaeus (European hare)
Lineage: Eukaryota; Metazoa; Chordata; Mammalia; Lagomorpha; Leporidae
Gene: GPR12
Product: G protein-coupled receptor 12
Exons: 1
Coding region: 1-1005 (334 amino acids)
Biological process (GO): G protein-coupled receptor signaling pathway
Cellular component (GO): membrane
Molecular function (GO): G protein-coupled receptor activity
Source: RefSeq, a predicted model, not a curated record
AUGAAUGAAGACCUGAAGGUCAAUGUAAGCGGGCUGCCUCGGGAUUCUGUAGAUGCCGGUGCCUCGGAGAACGUCUCGGCCGCUGCCUCCUCGCAGGUGCCUGCCGUACAGCCAGAGCCCGAGCUGGCAGUGAACCCCUGGGACAUUGUCCUGUGCAGCUCAGGAACCCUCAUCUCCUGUGAAAAUGCCAUCGUGGUCCUCGUCAUCUUCCACAACCCCAGCCUGCGAGCACCCAUGUUCCUGCUCAUAGGCAGCCUGGCCCUGGCGGACCUGCUGGCCGGCCUCGGCCUCAUCAUCAACUUUGUGUUUGCCUACCUGCUGCAGUCCGACGCCACCAAGCUGGUCACCAUCGGCCUCAUUGUCGCCUCUUUCUCUGCCUCUGUCUGCAGCUUGCUGGCCAUCACCGUGGACCGCUACCUCUCCCUGUAUUACGCCUUGACCUACCACUCGGAGAGGACGGUCACGUUCACCUACGCCAUGCUCGUCGUGCUCUGGGGGACCUCCAUCUGCCUGGGGCUUCUGCCGGUCCUGGGCUGGAACUGCCUGCGAGACGAAUCCACCUGCAGCGUGGUCAGGCCGCUCACCAAGAACAACGCGGCCAUCCUCUCCGUCUCCUUCCUCUUCAUGUUCGCGCUCAUGCUGCAGCUCUACGUGCAGAUCUGUAAGAUUGUGAUGAGGCACGCCCACCAGAUAGCCCUGCAGCACCACUUCCUGGCCACGUCGCACUACGUGACCACCCGCAAAGGCGUCUCUACACUGGCCAUCAUCCUGGGGACCUUUGCUGCCUGCUGGAUGCCUUUCACCCUCUACUCCCUGAUAGCAGAUUAUACCUACCCCUCCAUCUACACCUACGCCACCCUCCUCCCGGCCACCUACAAUUCCAUCAUCAACCCCGUCAUCUACGCUUUCAGAAACCAAGAGAUCCAGAAAGCCCUCUGCCUCGUGUGCUGUGGCUGCAUCCCGUCCGCCCUGUCCCAGAGAGCACGGUCGCCCAGCGACGUGUAG